GCCUGCACAGCUGUCAUGCUGCUAUGUCUGCUCGUGUCCGUCUUCACCUAUAUUGUGCAUCACAGUGUGAUCCGCAUCAACAGAAAUGGGUGGCACAUGCUGCUAAACUUCCUCUUUCAUACUGGUCUCACGUUUGGAGUCUUCACUGGAGGCAUCAAUCAGAUCAACAUGCCCUUUGUCUGUCAGAUGGUUGGUAUGCUCUUGCAGUAUGCAUCUCUGUCCACCAUGCUAUGGCUGAUGUUUACUGCUCGAAACAUUUACAAAGAUGUUUCUAAAGACCCUCUGAAGGCCUCAGACAGGACUGGUACGGCCAAAGCCCACUCCAAACCCACAAUACUUAGAUUCUACAUUGUGAGUGAUGGGUUCCCGUUGAUAACUGUGGGAGUGACAGCUGCUUUUGAUGUCAACAACUAUGGGAGCAGAGAUGGUGCUCAAUAUUGUUGGAUGGCCUGGGAGCCCAGUCUGGGAGGGUUCUUCUGUCCAGUGGCAUUGGUGGUCCUGGUCAUGUGUGUGUACUUCAUGUGCACUUACAUCCAGCUCAAACGUCACCCUGAGAGGAAGUAUGAGCUGUGCCUCCUGAGUGAGGAGCAACAACAGAUGGACUCCAGGGGUGCCCCAGGGGACCCUCUGCCUUUCUCUCCGGGCAUCUCCAUGCUGGCCAAUGAGCACUCCUUCAAAUCCCAGUUGCGGGCCACAGCCUUCACACUCUUCCUGUUCCUGUCCACAUGGGCGCUUGGGGCACUGGCUGUGUCCUUGGGGCACUUCCUGGACAUGGUUUUCAGCUGUCUGUAUGGAGCCUUCUGUGUCACACUGGGCCUUUUCCUCCUCAUCCAGCACUGCGCUAAACGGGAUGAUGUGUGGCACCGCUGGUGGGCCUGCUGCCCCUCCAAGGACAAGGACAGUUGUAAAAAUGGGGCAAUGUUGGGUCCUGCAGAUGAGGUACAUCAGCCCAUCUGUCAGAUCAGCUCUUCUUGCCCUGCUCCCCUUAUACAGACCGUCUAUUCUCCACCCAGUCCCAAAGCCAACCAUUCCCCUCAGUGCUGUGGGACCAUUCUGAGCCCAGACACACUUCAAGAUGACCUCCCACGACCCGCGCUCCCCUUACAAAGUUGCCUUAUGGAUCGCGCCAAAUCUCGCUCCUUUAAUCGACCUCGACCGUAUUUACAGGAUUACCGCUCACACUUCAACUCCACCAGCAUGGACAACUCGCUCUUGAGCGCCCCUGACCCUAGUCUGCGGCUGCAGAGACAGGAUUCAGUCACUUCCUCCCAUAGCCACGCCCAUAACAUGGCUGACAGCACCACGUCCUUCCACAGUCAUGGUCCCAAUAUGGCUGACAGCAUCAUGUCCUGUGCCAGCCUCCUGCUGCCCUCUCACAGCCCGCACACAUGUCAGUGGCACCUGUAUGGCCCCCAGGAGCCCUGCUCAGAGGACAUGGAGCCCUACAACAGCACACCGCAGAACUCAGACAAACAGAACCGCCUUUGUGUAGAAGUUGAACCAAAAUCUUUUCCUAGAAAUACACUUCCACGACAGCAUGGUACCAUGGGCCGGCGUGGACCCAUCGGUCGAAACCGCAGCCUACAGGAAGAUGGGAUUUUUGGAUCAGACUCCACGGGGAACAUAAGAACAGGGCCAUGGAAGAAUGAGACUACUGUAUAG
This is a messenger RNA of Boleophthalmus pectinirostris (great blue-spotted mudskipper), 1662 nucleotides long. RefSeq names its product adhesion G protein-coupled receptor A1a (gene adgra1a). Gene Ontology annotation, molecular function: G protein-coupled receptor activity. Gene Ontology annotation, cellular component: plasma membrane; glutamatergic synapse; postsynaptic density. Lineage: Eukaryota; Metazoa; Chordata; Actinopteri; Gobiiformes; Gobiidae. The coding region runs from base 16 to 1662 and encodes 548 amino acids. The transcript is spliced from 5 exons. The record is from RefSeq and is a predicted model, not a curated record. Gene Ontology annotation, biological process: cell surface receptor signaling pathway; G protein-coupled receptor signaling pathway.